ACACACACACACACACACACACACACACACGCUGUAGUAGUGUCAGCCGCUACGGCUGAAGUGGUUAUCAACUGUUAGGAUGCAAGCUGUUCUCUUGAACCUGAGUGCUGUAACUAAUGAGAGGAGUCCUGAAUGGUAAAUUAACCCGGACUUGUAUAGAUCUUUUCGAGUCUUCUGACCACUCGAAGCGCUUUCACACUACAUUACAUCAUUCACACACUGAUGGGAGGAGCUACGGUUUCACUUAAACAUCAGCAUUGUAAUUAACAUUCAUACACAUUCACACACCGUAGGCACAGCUACGGGAGACAUUUUGCCCAUGGAAACAUCGUCAUGAGCUAGCGGAGACGGGGAUCGAACGGUCGGCCCUCUGAUUUGAAGGACGACCCUGCUCACCACUGAGCCACAGUCGCCCCGUUUUGUAGCAGAGCAGUACCUUAAGUGUAGAACUACAGGCCCAGCACAGUGGCACUGUGGCUCAUUUGUCCAUUAUUCAUCAUUGUAUUUGAUUCGAUUGAAUAAAAUACAAAAUGUGUCUUGUGUUUUAAGCAGUCAGUGAACUGACCUCGCAGCACACACACAUCAACUGUACGUGUGUGUGGUUAUAACCAAUGUUCUUUUAUUUCCUCCUACAUGGACCAACUGUCCUGCUGAUGGCCUAAACAGGAGUGGUACAGCACCCUUGGCCUGCCUGGUCACCAUGCUGCACUCCCAGGUGAGGGGAGACCGAGUCAAGGACAGCAUCUUCUUCAAGCUUCCUGGACGGAUGAGCCUGUUCACUCUCAAGAAAAACGCCCUCCAGUGGACAAAGGCGACGUCGGAGUCGGAGACGCCAGCUGAGCCGGCCAGCAGCACCACCGCCUUGGCUUCCAGCAGCAGCACAGCUGCAGCAGGCACGGGGUCGGCCUCGGUCGGCCCCACUGAGGCCGCUGAGCAGGAAAGCUGCGACUCCACGGAGAUCACCGCCGCUGCCAGUGGAGACAAUGACGCCUCGGUGGAUGAGAGCUCGUCCAGCGCAUCCUGCUCCACAGAACUGCAGACUCCCAGCACCCAGCCCCAGACCCGCCUCAGCAGGGCAGCAGGACAGCAAGGACGCACGGAUACGCAGCAGACCCAACAUGCUCAGCACACCCAGACCAGACUGAGCCGCUCCAGACAGUCGGGGAGGCAGAGGAAGAAAGCAGUCAUGAUGCCUCGUGUUGUCCUUACCCCUCUUAAAGUGAAUGGAGAGCAUGUCCCUUCAGGGCCCAUGAAGAGGAGUCGGGGAGGGGUGGAUGUAGACUUUGAAACACCAGGCUCCAUCCUAGUCAACACCAACAUCAGAGCCCUCAUCAACGUGCGGACCUUCUCAGCCUUCCCCACACACUCGCAGCAGCAGCUGCUGCAGCUCCUGCCAGAGGUGGACCGUCAGAUUGGACCAGAUGGUAUGGCUAGACUGAGUAGCUCAGCUCUCAACAAUGAGUUCUUCACCCAUGCCUCCCAGAGCUGGAAAGAGAGGCUGGCAGAGGGUGAGUUCACCCACGAGAUGCAGGUGCGUUUCCGGCAGGAAAUGGAGAAAGAGAAGAAGGUAGAGGCGUGGAAGGAAAAGUUUUUUGAAGAGUACCAUGGGCAAAAGUCCGGCCUGACACAAGAAGAGUCUCUAAAGCUCACCGUGAGUGAAGCCAGUGAAGUUGCAGCCAGUGGGCUGGACAGUGAUGCAGCUGUGGUGGCAACCGGUGCGCCCAAGAGACGCAGCGUGGGUCGGCGGAGGAGAGACGGCAGGAUGAGGAGACGCACACGGGCUGACCUACGUCGGCGGGCCCGCCGGACCCUCUGCAAGGCCACUCCUCCAGCCCUGCAGUCUGCAGAAGCAGCUGAGGGUGGUGCUGCACUGGACAGCCCGGCAGCUUCUAUUGGCUCUCCCAUGUCCGACAACGCGGUUGUUACUGGGGAGGUGGUACUGCAGGCCGAGUGUGGCGUGGAGCUUUCAGCUGAGAGUGCCUCCAUAGAGCCAAAGGCCUCUACCACUCCAGAGCCAGUCACAUUGCCAGUCACAUUGCCAGCCUCCACUCGUACCCGUACCCCUACCCCUACCCCCACUCCUACUCCUACUCCUACUCCCACUCCCACUCCUACUCCCACUCCCACUCCCACUCCCACUCCCACUCCCACUCCCACUCCCACUCCUACUCCCAGCCCAGCCUCCAACAGUGCAAACGAAGAGCCUGAAGCAGUGACCCGCCUGCUCCCAGAGGAGGCUCCACCUGUGCUGGCAUCCACCUCCUCACCAUCUUCUUCCUCCUCUUCCUCCUCCUCCUCUUCUUCCUCCUCCUCCUCCUCCUCCUCUUCUUCUUCGUCUGCUUCCUCGCCUGUUUCCUCACCCUCCUCACCUUCUGAUAGACAGGGAGCGUUUGUCGCAGGCCUGGACUCUUCUUCAUCCUCCUCAGCGUCAAGUGCCACAGUCGCUGCCGAUCCGCUGGAUGACACUGCCUCUGUGGUCACCUCUAUUACAGGAGGUACCGCCACCAGUAGCCGUGACAGUAGCCCCUCAGCCAGCCCAGCCACCACCCCUCUGCCCAGUGCUCAGCUCAAGGAACAGAAGAGAAGACCAGACGAGACUCAGGCCUUCUCCAGCUUCCCCGAAAAGAGGCCGCGGCUUGACGACCGUCAGUCCUUUCGUACCACAAUUGACAGUGUCCGUUCAGAGAAGCUGCAGCCGACAACAGAGGAGCCCAAGGUGCCGCCUAUCCGGAUUCAACUGUCCAGAAUCAAACCCCCCUGGGUCAAAGGUCACCCCACCUACCAAAUCUGCCCCCGCAUCGUGCCCCCCGGCGAAGGCUCGCGGCGGUCGGGGACAGGGGGCGCGCGCACCUUGGCGGACAUCAAAGCCCGGGCCCAGCAAGCCCGGGCCCAGCGCGAGGCCGCUGCUGCUGUUGCAGCCACUGGCGAAGGGGCAGGGCCGGCCGGCGUCAGGCUGCGGCCUGCUUCUGGGCUACCGGAUAGCAGCAAUGGACGAAGAGCGCGAGAGCAUCCAGGACCUAUCGAGCCCGGAGGAGGAGGAGGGGGACCAGGAGGAGGGGGAGGUGGAAGAAGGGGAGGUGGUGGGAUGGAGGAGCAGGGAUUGUCUUCAAGCACGAAUUCGUCUGGAACACAACUACAGCUUCUCAAUGUAGAGCCGACACCCCAGCCAUCCCCUUCAUUGUCCUUUACCUCAACAUCCAUGUCUUUGGAGCCCCCACAUACCCCAAGCCCUCCUCAAGAGGAAGCAGCUGGGGGGUCAGAGGCUCUAGAGGAAGUAGAAACAACAUCAGCCAGUGUUCAGAGUUCCUCCAAUGAGCUCACAGAUGAGGCAGCUCACUCGCCCUCUCCAAAGCCUGAGGAGCCUAAGUCUGCUGUUGCCCCAUCAGAGAUGGCUGACAAAGGUUCUGAAAAACCCUCACUGGCUCCGACUUCCAUCCCAGAUUCCCUUCCCAGGUUCGGGGCUCAGGGUGUGGAUGUUAUUCAGACGCUGUCAAGCUCCUGUAAAUCCAAAGAGCAGAUGCAAGGGAAGGAGGCUGGGCUGGGUGGCGUUAUCCAGCAUGGUUCCUACCACUUGGAACCCCAGGAGGUAUUCUCUCACUCAGCUUCAGAGAGACGGAAAAUGGACAUAUCCUCUCCCCAACAUGCAGACUCUGGUGGAGAGAAAGACGACGAGGCUGGGACACAUAGCGACUCCACGGAAACAGCUUCAGACUGUGAGAAUGACAUACAGGAGGACGAGCAACAGCAACCUGACGAGGACUGGUCCCCCCAAGUGAGCAUCAAGAGAAAUGGCCAGCUGGUCCUCUGCAGCCCUCCUUCUCAGAACCAGCAGCCAGUCAUCCAGGCCCACGUUUCCAGCCGUCAUGGUCAGACUGUCAUCCAACCGUGCUUCCCCAAUGGCCUGUCUCACCCUCAGCACAGUAGCUCUCAUUACCAGAACCACCAGUCUUUCCCCACAGCCCACACACAGGGGCUUAGGGACAUCAGCGCCGUGGUCAAAAUGGAGCCUGGGGAGGAUUGUAACAUCUCCAGAGAGAGCUCUACUGAAGAGGAGUGUCGUGGAAGUUUAAAACCCUCUGUCACUCACCCAACUGUUGCAGGUGCCUCCAAGAGACUGGCCAGCUCAGUCAGACCAGUAUCUAGUGUUGAGGCCAACAACCCUUUGGUCACUCAGCUCCUACAGGGCAGCCUGCCCCUGGAGAAAGUUCUACCCUCACACUCUGCCAACAGGCUGGAGAUCAGCAGAUUGCAAGGACCCCAAGCCAGACCACCAGUGGCAAGGACCCCAGGGCCUCGCAACAGGCCUGAGGUUUCAGCCCAGUCUUCUAGCCCAGAACUUGGUGCAGCUUCUCGGAUCAACAACCAGUCUCCAACAGGUUGCCCAGUGUCCUGUUUGAAAGAGGCCCCAGCUGGACCGCAGUACAAGUCUCAGCAGGCUCCCGGGGCUGUCCCGGUCAUCACCUCUCUGCCACCGUCCUCAUCCUCCUCAUCCUUCAGAAGUAAGUCAGAGCUUAGUUCUCAGAUUGCAGUGGAGUCUGCAGUUAUAAAAAACGCACAUGGUUCUCAGCCCUCCCCGGGGGUCGCUCCAGACAGGCUGGCCCACCGAACCAUGCCUAAUGGCCCCUCUCCUUCCUGUGCAGACCCGUGUCCCACAGAGGUGGUGCCUACUAUUAAGAUCAACUGGCGGCCCUCACAUACUCAGCCCCACCUCUCACAUCAACUGCAGCUGUCUCCUGCACCCACAGUAAAGAAUGAAGUAGGUGUGCGGCCCCCUUGCCAGGCACUUGCCAAAUCGUCCCCCAUUAAACCCAUGAGUAUUACCAAAAAGGAGCCGGGGGGCUCAGUGGACGGCUACCUGAGUGGAGGGGCGAUGGAGGGGCUCCUCAACAUGGAGAUGACUUUAGCGAGGAUGGCAAAGAAGGAGCACAGCAAAGUUACUUACUCCUCCGGCUCUCCCUCCUCCUCCCCCUCCCCCUCUGCUCUUCCCUUCCAGCUGUAUGGGAAGUUCCCCAAGCAUGGGGGUGUUGGAGGAGUAAGCUACACUGCCAAUGUUUCAGUGAUGGACAAUAGCGGUUUCUCCCGGAGCAUGGCGGACAGUGUGCUCCAGCUGCGCCCCCGCUUGGCCUCCAGCCAGACCACCCUCAGUAUCCAGGCCUUUACUGACAGUACGGCUGAAGAGGUGGCGCUCAAGUGCUCAUGCCGCCUCAAAGCCAUGAUCAUGUGCCAAGGCUGCGGUGCCUUCUGCCAUGACGAUUGCAUCGGGCCCUCCAAACUGUGCGUGUCGUGUCUGGUGGUGAGAUAGUAGCAUUGCUAUCUGUACAGUAGCAGCAGUGGGACUGGGAGGCUCCAGUUUGUACAGAAGCCUGAUUAGGGUAGAGCACACAGGAGGAGCCUGGCAGGCAAGAUUUGCCUUGUAUAAUAUAAGUGGUCUGUAUUUUUGUUGUUGCAGAUUUUCUGAUUUUUUUUUUUAGCUGUACUUAUAUAAUAUUAUUAUUAUUAUUAUUAUUAUUAUUAUUAUUGUUGUGAAUUUGGGGCAUGGUUGAUUGUAAAUUGUGCCUUUUUUGUUUUGUUUCCUCAAAAACAUUUACCUCAUCCUAUCUCCCUCCGGCGGUCAUCUUUUGGUGGGUAUCAUUGUUUUGGUUCCUCGGCAAACUGGGACUUAUUGUUGUCUCUUUGCGCAAAGAAGUAUUUUUUUAACCAUUAAAAUGAGUAAAUGACUGUUUCA
Molecule: messenger RNA, 5725 nt
Organism: Cyclopterus lumpus (lumpfish)
Lineage: Eukaryota; Metazoa; Chordata; Actinopteri; Perciformes; Cyclopteridae
Gene: asxl1
Product: ASXL transcriptional regulator 1
Exons: 10
Coding region: 701-5302 (1533 amino acids)
Biological process (GO): positive regulation of transcription by RNA polymerase II; animal organ morphogenesis
Cellular component (GO): PR-DUB complex
Molecular function (GO): peroxisome proliferator activated receptor binding; DNA binding; chromatin binding
Source: RefSeq, a predicted model, not a curated record